AUGGCAAAGUUCUGGAGUGCCAAAUUUUUCAUGGCACUAGCUUUGUUAGGCUCUUUAGCUGGGACAGAGGUAGAGGCUCAGAACGUUCCACCAUUCCAGCCUCCUCCGUGGCAGAAACCCCAGGACCCUCAAGUUCCACCAUUCCAGCCUCCUCUGUGGCAGAAACCCCAGGACUCUCAAUUUCCACCAUUCCAGCCUCCUCCACUUCCAAAGCCCCAGAUCCCUCAUCCUCCACUGAACGAGCCUCCAAAGACCCAGAACCCUCCACCAUACCGACCUCCUCCACUGCAAAAUCCUCAACAGCCUCGACCUCCUCCACAGCAAAAUCCCCAGAACCCUCCGCCAUACCAGCCUCCUCCGUGGCAGAUUCCCAAGAAACAACCUCCGCCUCCACCGUACAUCCCUCCACCACAAACUCCCCAGCAACCUCGACCUCCUCCCCGGCCAUUGCCUCAAGGGCAGCAAGUCCCACCUUUUCCUCAAGUAUCCAAUGAUUACUUUCCCCAAAAACCAAAAGUCCCACAGACUCCAAAGGUGCCUCCGACGCUGCCACCUGUUCAGAGCUGUGAUGUGGAAAGAAGUGUGAGAGUCCCAUGCGGAACCACUGGUAUUUCAGGUGCUCAGUGUGAAUCCAUAAAAUGCUGCUUUGAUGGCAAUCAUUGCUACUUUGGAAAGGCAGUGACUGUCCAGUGCACUCGGGAUGCCCAAUUCGUUGUUGUUGUCGCCAAAGACGUUACUCUACCCCACCUUGACCUACAGACAACCUCGCUGGCAGCAGGUGGCCCUGGAUGUUCAUAUGUUGACUCCAAUUCAGCCUUUGCCAUAUAUCAGUUUCCUGUUACUGCCUGUGGCACCACCUUUAUGGAGGAGCCUGGUGUAAUAAUCUAUGAGAACAGAAUGACUUCCUCAUAUCAGGUGGGGGUUGGGCCUCGUGGAUCUAUUACCCGAGACAGUCACUUUGAGUACAUCGGCACCGAUGUUGAAACUGUGAUUGUAGAAAUCCUACCGUUACAAAAUCCCCCUCUGCCAGUUUCUGCUAUGGGACCCAUUCAUGUAGUCUUGAGGUUGGCCAAUGGACGAUGCCAUACAAAGGGUUGUAAUGAAUUGGAUGUGGCCUAUACUUCGUUCUAUACGGAAGCAGACUACCCUGUGACCAAAGUACUGAGGGAACCUGUGUACGUGGAGGUUCAGCUCCUCAAAAAGACAGAUCCGAUGCUUGUCCUGACUCUUGGUCGCUGUUGGGUAACCACAAGCCCUUUCCCUCACACCUUCCCCCAGUGGGACAUCCUGAUAGACGGAUGUCCAUACCGGGAUGAUAAUUACUUGUCCUCACUGGUACCAGUGAGUGCUAACUCUGGUCUGGACUUCCCCAGUCAUUACCGGCGUUUCGUUUUCAAAAUGUUCACCUUCGUGGGUUCCUCAGCAAAGGACCCCAGGGCAAUGGACCCACUGCAUGAAAAGCUGUACAUUCACUGUAGCACAGCCGUGUGUGUUAGCGGACAGUUUGUCAGCUGUGAGCCAGCAUGCCACAGGACAAAGAGAGAUGUCGAGGCUGAAGACCAGAUGACGAAUGAACCAAAGACUGUAGUUUCCUCCGGGCCACUGAUCAUGACUGCUCCUGAGCAGUUAACAGCUUGA
This is a messenger RNA of Pelmatolapia mariae (spotted tilapia), 1638 nucleotides long. Its product is annotated as zona pellucida sperm-binding protein 4-like. Gene Ontology annotation, cellular component: egg coat. Gene Ontology annotation, biological process: binding of sperm to zona pellucida; prevention of polyspermy. Gene Ontology annotation, molecular function: structural constituent of egg coat; acrosin binding. The coding region runs from base 1 to 1638 and encodes 545 amino acids. NCBI's taxonomy places the organism in Eukaryota, Metazoa, Chordata, Actinopteri, Cichliformes, Cichlidae. The record is from RefSeq and is a predicted model, not a curated record. The transcript is spliced from 8 exons.